AUGGCGUAUGCGGCGGAGCUCCCCUACGCCAACGAUCCCAACCAGAAACCCAAACCCGCAGCCGCGGAGCCGGCGGCCCCCACCCGCCGCGUCCGUUGGACCACCGUGGCGAUCCUCGUCUUCCUGGCGCUCAAUCUCGUUCUCUGCGUCUACGGCGACGGCCGCGGCGCGGUCGCCUUCGUCGUCGUCUCCCACCUGAACCUGGCCCUGCUCCUCUGCGCGCUCCACCGCUUCGAGGUCGCGCCGCACGGGUCCCCCGCGCGCGGCCGCGCCAGGCUUGCCGUGUGGCUCCUCACCACCACGCUCACCGCCGCCUUCACCUGGAAGAUCGGGGAGGUGAUGCCACUGGGCCUAGCGGUCGCGGCAUGGGUCUUGGCCGCCGCCACCGUCGGCGGUGGGUUCUACGCUCUGUUUCUCCAUGAUGAUGACGAUGAGAAGCGAUCUGAAUCUCUGAUCAUGCGAGACUGCGAGAGGGAUGUUCUUGCUUCAUAG
This is a messenger RNA of Miscanthus lutarioriparius, 492 nucleotides long. The record is from the annotation of a GenBank genome assembly. NCBI's taxonomy places the organism in Eukaryota, Viridiplantae, Streptophyta, Magnoliopsida, Poales, Poaceae.